AUCUUCUCAAAACUCCGAAAUCGCCGCUCGAAUGUUCUAUCUAUCUUCUUCUUCUCUGUAACUAAUCCAAUCCAUUGAAACCAAGAAAUUCUACUAAAUAUCUCAUUGGUAUACAACGCAAAAACCCUCUUAUGGGCACCUCUUCAGCGCUCUCCUUCUGCUCUAAUACUAAUGUUUUACUCCGACCUGGAAUACCCAUUUCCCGUACAUCUAUUUGUCCACCUAAUCUUCCAUUUCUUGUUAAAGACCCACAUUUUGUUAAUAGAAAGAUUCCCAUGUUGAAAAUCUUUCAAGUGAGAUCAGAUUCUGCCGGACCCAAGCGGAAGGUUUACAGACAGUCGCAAACUCAAGGACCCUUAUCCUCUGUUCCUGUUAAGGAUAUUGCUUCUUUCAUUAUUCCUGCUGGCGCCUUUGUUGUAGCCACUUUUGUUUUAUGGAAAUUGAUGGAGAAACUCCUCCUUCCAAAGCCAGUGAAGACUUCAUCAUUAGAAGAUAAGCCUUCUGGUAAAGGAAUGAAGUGGUCAAUUGCUCCUGGGACAAAUUUGUUAUCGGGUUUUGGGGCGAAGAUUGAAAGGGAAUCUAAGCUGAAACUGAAUGAGUUUUCUAAAGAGAUUAGGGUAUUUACAAGUGUUGAUAUGUCAGGUCGUAACUUUGGAGAUGAAGGAUUGUUUUUUCUUGCUGAGAGCUUAGCCUAUAAUCAGACAGCUGAGGAAGUCAAUUUCACUGCUAAUGGGAUAACGGCAGAUGGUAUUAAAGCAUUUGAUGGUGUUCUUCAGUCAAACAUUGCGUUAAAGACUCUUAACUUAUCUGGAAAUCCCUUUGGAGAUGAAGGUGCUAAGUGUUUAUCUGAGAUACUAAAGAAUAAUAGUGGGAUUCAAAUGCUUCAACUGAAUAGCACAGACAUAGGAGAUGAGGGAGCCAAGGCUAUUUCUGACAUGUUGAAGAUCAAUUCAACCUUACUUAUUCUGGAACUUAACAACAAUAUAAUUGAUUUUUCUGGGUUCCAAAGUAUUGCUGCAGCUCUUCUGGAAAACAAUACACUGCAAUCUUUGUCUCUGACUGGCAAUUAUGGUGGUCCUCUGGGGGCUUCUGCACUGGCAAAAGGGCUGGAGGGAAACAAAACAUUGAGGGUGCUCAAUUUGAAUGGGAAUUCCAUAGGAGAUGAAGGUGUUCGAAUUCUGAUGUCUGGCUUAUUUGAACGAAAAGGGAGAAUACAGCAUCUGGACAUUGGAAACAAUUCAAUCAGUGUGAAAGGUGCUCAUCGCGUUGCAGAUUAUGUUAAGAGAAGUAAGAGCUUGUUACUUUUGAAUCUCUACAUGAAUGAUAUUGGAGAUGAGGGAGCUGAGAAAAUGGCAGAAGCUCUAAAGGAGAACCGGUCAGUUACAAACUUAGACCUGGGUGGCAAUAAUAUUCAUACGAGAGGAGCCAUCGCUAUUGCUCAAGUUUUGAAGGAUAAUAAUGUUAUCACCAAUUUAGAAUUUGGAUAUAAUCCCAUCGGACCAGAAGGAGCCAAAGCUUUUGCAGACGUUCUGAAGUUUCAUGGAAAUGUAAAGGUUCUUAGUCUUGGUUGGUGUCAGAUUGGAGUAAAGGGUGCCGAGUACAUUGCUGAUUCUUUGAAAUACAAUUCGACUAUAUCAACUCUGGAUUUACGGGCUAAUGGACUUCGAGAUGAGGGUGCAAUGUUGCUUGCUCGGAGUUUGAAAGUUGUUAAUGAAGUUUUGACCUCUCUCGAUCUAGCGUUCAAUGAAAUCAGGGAUGAGGGAGCAUUCUCAAUUUCACAAGCACUUAAGGCUAACGAAGAGGUUAGACUUACGUCGUUAAAUCUUGCUAGCAACUUGCUCACGAAACUCGGGAAGACUGCACUUACAGAUGCUAGAGACCAUGUGUUUGAAAUGACGGAGAAGGAAAUUGCCAUCAAUUUUUGAACAGUAUUUAAUUACCAAAAAUUUCAUUUGGUUUUUGUUUUGUGGAAGCCUUUGAUUUUUCUUUUGAGGCAAAAGUUUGGUUUUGUAGUACAAUUUUUAUUAUGCAGAAGUUUAGUUUUGUAGUACAAUUUUUAUAAGUGCAAAAUUUUAGUUU
Messenger RNA from Impatiens glandulifera, 2079 nucleotides. Its product is annotated as NLR family CARD domain-containing protein 3-like. The record is from RefSeq and is a predicted model, not a curated record. Gene Ontology annotation, molecular function: protein binding. The transcript is spliced from 18 exons. NCBI's taxonomy places the organism in Eukaryota, Viridiplantae, Streptophyta, Magnoliopsida, Ericales, Balsaminaceae. Bases 132 to 1925 code for a protein of 597 amino acids.